CUGACAAUCAUUUAGUCUGGAUGGUGCUGGAUAGCUCUUUCUUGCAUAGUGUAGCCAGGUGGUUGGAAAGUAUAAUUACUUGUUUUAAGAUGUUUAACAAGAAAAAGGAAAACAAAACAUCCACAUACCCUGGAGGCACAUACAACCACUCUAGACUAUUGUAGAGUUUAGCAUAAGUGCCUCCUGCUCUUCAUACCAACAGCAUGAGCUUCUCCCAAUGGCCUUGCCUAUGAUUUAUCUCUGCCACCCUCAUACUUCCCAAAGCUUUUACACGUGAGAAAGCUGAUUAUGUCCUACACAUGAAUCUUUGAGCUUUGUCCAGGUCUGCUUAGGCCCGCUCAUGUAUGAGUAGUGCGUGUGGCUGUCUUAAGAACACACAUGUACGGAAUGCAUGCAUUCCUUCUCACAAUCACCACACUCAUUCCCCUUUUCAUUCCUGGCCACAGCCCAGUCUCCGAUUCAAGGUCUCCUUCAAAUCGCACCACAUAUGACACUUAGCUAGUUCGCCUACUUUUUAAAUGACAGGAAAAUAGCUUCCAUCGACCGGGUGCCCUCCAGCUGCCUCGGACUAUGACUCUGCCCCCCGGUUUGGAGAAGGUUGCAACUCCUAAGCCAGACGCACGCCAUGAUACAGGCACCUGCACGGAGACAAAGAGCCUUCGCUCUCCGCCCCUGGAGAAGCGCGGAUCCAAAUCCCCGCGCGCUUAAGCGGCUGCCCUGCGGUUGCGAAGGCUCCUUCCAGCCCUCCCGUGGCUCCGAGGCUGACGCUCCGCCGGGCACCGGCGCAGAAAGAGGUUCCCGCGGGGGAUCGGGCUGGGUGGGGGUUCCCCCUGUUUGCCGUAGGAGCAGCGCUGGGCUGAGGCGCCCCGGAGUUUUUAUUCCGAAGGAGGUGGAGCUUCCCUGAAAUCUCCCUCGAUGGACUUGGGGAAAGAAAGCCCCCUUUUCUUCGGAAAUCGCGGCGUGCGUGGCGAGAGAGUGCGCGCCACCUCCAAUUAGCUCUCCGAGCUCGGCUUCUCGCCGCCGCGGCGCCCAGCGCUUUAUGCCCGGCUGGUGCGUGGGUCACAGCGGCGCUUGAGCGAAGAAACACGUACCGUCAAGGGAACCAGGGAGAGCGCGCCUGCUCUGCCGCCCGCCCGCUGGGCCGGGGCUACGAUUAGGACUCAGUGGCGGAUUGGUCUCUCCGGCUAGCCGGCGCUCGGCGACUUGUUGAGAGGCGCCUCUCUCCCCGUUGCUCUCCCAUGGAGGAGGACGUUCUGGACACACUCGAGGACAUGGCGUCGGUGCAGGACUUCGACCCUCUCACGGGCAGCAUCCCUGCCACCAAAGUGGAGAUCACGGUCUCCUGCAGGAAUCUUUUGGAUAAAGAUACAUUCUCCAAGUCUGACCCAUUGUGUGUGCUGUAUACUCAGGGCAUAGAGACCAAACAGUGGAGAGAGUUUGGCAGGACUGAAGUCAUUGACAACACCUUGAACCCCGACUUUGUGCGGAAGUUCAUCCUUGACUACUUUUUUGAAGAGAAGCAGAAUUUGCGCUUUGAUCUUUAUGAUGUGGAUUCCAAGAGUCCUGACCUAUCCAAACAUGAUUUCCUUGGUCAAACAUUCUGCACUCUGGGGGAGAUUGUCGGAUCACCAGGAAGUCGCUUGGAGAAGCCUUUGAUGAUGGGAGCAUUUACAUUGCAUUCCAAAACUGGGAAGCCUAUGCCAUCUGUCUCCAAUGGAGGAAUUCCAGGGAAAAAAUGUGGCACCAUCAUUCUGUCAGCUGAAGAACUGGGCAACUGUAGGGAUAUAGCCACAAUGCAGUUCUGUGCCAACAAGCUGGACAAGAAAGACUUCUUUGGGAAAUCAGACCCUUUUAUGGUGUUCUUCAGAAGUAAUGAAGAUGGAACAUUUACCAUCUGUCAUAAAACUGAAGUGGUGAAGAACACUCUGAAUCCAGUAUGGCAGUCAUUCGCUAUCCCUGUGCGAGCCUUGUGCAAUGGAGAUUAUGACAGAACCAUAAAAGUAGAAGUGUAUGACUGGGAUCGAGAUGGCAGUCAUGACUUCAUUGGAGAGUUUACAACCAGCUAUAGAGAACUGGCACGAGGACAAAGCCAGUUUAAUGUCUAUGAGGUGGUAAAUCCCAAAAAGAAAAUGAAGAAAAAGAAAUACUCUAAUUCAGGAACAGUAACAUUGCUGUCAUUUGCCACAGAAUCAGAACAUACGUUUCUAGAUUACAUCAAAGGAGGGACACAGAUCAAUUUCACAGUGGCCAUUGAUUUCACAGCUUCCAAUGGCAAUCCUUCUCAGUCUACCUCCCUUCAUUACAUGAAUCCAUACCAGCUCAAUGCAUACGCCAUGGCACUGAAGGCUGUUGGGGAGAUCAUCCAGGACUAUGACAGUGAUAAAAUGUUCCCAGCGCUUGGGUUUGGAGCCAAGAUUCCCCCCGACGGGCAUGUGUCUCAUGAGUUCCCUUUGAAUGGCAACGGUGACAAUCCUCACUGUAGUGGAAUAGAAGGAAUCCUUGAAGCCUAUCACCAGAGUCUCAAGACUGUGCAGCUCUAUGGCCCAACUAACUUUGCACCAGUGGUUAACCACGUCGCUGGAUAUGCUUCAGCUGUGCAGGAUGGCUCCCAGUAUUUCAUUUUGCUCAUCAUCACGGAUGGUGUGAUAUCAGACAUGGCUCAGACAAAAGAAGCAAUUGUCAAUGCUGCCAGAUUUCCAAUGUCUAUAAUAAUUGUGGGUGUUGGACAGGCUGAAUUUGAUGCAAUGGUGGAAUUAGAUGGAGAUGAUGUUCGGAUCACAUCUCGUGGAAGGACUGCUGAACGUGACAUUGUCCAGUUUGUACCAUUCCGUGAUUACAUUGACCGCACAGGAAACCACGUCUUGAGUAUGGCACGGCUGGCUAAGGAUGUGCUGGCUGAGAUUCCAGAUCAGUUCAUCUCCUACAUGAAGGGGCGUGGCAUCAAGCCUAAUCCAGCUCCACCUCCUUACUCCCCCUCAAGCCACACCCUUCAAACCGAAAUCUGAAGAUCGGGCAAAGAAAAGAGCAAUUUUAGAGAGAGAGGCAUCGAAACACCGGUCACUCUUUGGUGUCUGCCUAUCUGUUUUCUGGGGCCCGAGAUCCAGGCAGUAUCAACACCAGAAUAAGAAAAUCCACAGUGUUCUCUUUCCAAAAAGUUCAUAUUGAGAACUGUUUAUGCUGAAAUGUUGACACAACAAUAUGUUUAACUCGUAGACAUUUCCAUUUGGGAAACAGCAAAAAUGGGAGGGGGUAUUUUUUAAAAAGGACACACUCAAUCAUUGGUAAGCAUCCUCAUUUCCUUUCAGGAAAGUAACCAAGAUGGAGUCUAGUUUGCCUUCAGGAAGUUACAUGAGUAAUUUUGCUUAUGGUAUGUGUGAUGGAUUUCCAUAAAUCUUCCAAGCAUCCCUUUCCCCGCCUCCUUCCAGCUUUGAGAAGUUUUGAAUUAUUGGGAAUUUUUAUAGCCUGUGUAUCAUCUGCCUGCCACAUAUUAGGCCUUCUGUCUUUCCUUUGUAACAGCUCAACUUCUGGAUUGACUUGGCAGGCUAACUAUUGUGAUUGAGUAUCUGUUUGAUGUCAUGUUGAUGCUGCUACUAGUUCUUGUACUAAACCCCAUCCCUAGCUUGCCCAAUUCCCUUUAUUGUUUGUAAAUCUGCUUUGGCAAUAUUUGUGCAGGCUUGGAUUGUUAAUUAGUAGGUCUUAAUGCCUCCCUUAAGUCCCUUUUUAAAUUUUUCUAAAGCUUUGGUUUCCAGUAUCUACCUGGAAACUAAUUUCUCUCUUGCCUUUGAUAUCUGACAUUUCUGUGUGGGGCAUUAAUGACGAAUUUGGAACAUCAGAGAAGAAAAUUAAAACUGAGCCUGAUUUGUUUGAAUACCUUAUGGUGGUUUUGCCUAUCAGGUUAGCAAUAUAAAACAUUAACAACAGUCUACUCAUUCAGAGCAAAUGAGAGCUGCCACAUGAAAACAUAAAACUGUCCAAAUUUCAUAAUUUGCAAAUGCAACCCAGUACAGAGUUCCAGCAAUUUCUCAGCUGUUCCAUUCUUUUCUGGAGAAAGUAAAAUCAUAGAGUUUGAAGGGAUCAUGGAAGUCUUCAACCACCUGCCUUAAAGCAUCCCGAAGGUACUUUUUCAAGAGGCAACUGGACUUUCUUGUUUUUCUUUGAAGAUGUUUCACUUCUCAUCGAAGUUUCUUCAGCUCUGACUGGAUGGUGAGGAAUGGAAGGUUUUAUAUUCCUUGCAGACAGCAGAACAUUUAGACAGAAAUCUUCACAUGAUCCCUGAUAAAUGGCUGCAGGGAUGGAGACCCCAUGAGCCCCAUUAUACUUAUCCAGGCAGAUAUUCCAGUCCUAUCACUAAGACCAGAAUGAAAGGCUAUUUGGAUUCUGCUCAUGAAUAAUUCCCUCAAUGGCAGCAGGUAAACUUCCUCUUACUCAUAAUUGUUUGCCCAUCUUGAGACUCCUUCCAGCUCUUCAGACCCAAUUUUUGCAUUGCUAUUAUUAUCUAACUAUACAACCACUCUGGUAGUUGAUGUUCUCUUUCCAUAGGAGAGCUAGCUAGAGAACAGUUCCCUCUCCAAUGAUGGUACCUAAAUUAUUCCCAGAAGGUAGGAAGGAGAAAGACAGAAAUCAGAAAUGAAAUCAAAGAUUAUGCUAUGUUCCUUCUCAGGGUUAAGUGCAAGAAUUGAAGCUUCUGAGGACUUGAACACAUUGAUUAUAUAGGCCAAUUAAAAAAAUUAUGGUGAAGUCUCCACUUUCCAAAUGUUGAUUCUCAUUUGGCAAAGGAUGUACUACUUUGCUUAAUUAUUUGCAGCAUCUCAAAUAUUCCACCACCAUCCCUUUUAACUGACUGCUUUGUAGAAGUUCAAAGAAGGUCUACUUCAAGAAUUCACUCUUUGAAACUUUCUGAUCUGUUAAUAAGAUUUGCAUUGCAGCUGGCUGGUAUUUUGCUCAAUUAUAGGAGAGUGAAAGUGUAUUAAGCAGCAGCUGAGCAAUUAUGCCCAGCUGUCUCCUUCAGAGAUAAUACAAGUGAUACAAGUUGCAAGGCACUUCUUGUUCUACAAUUAAUUUGUUUAGGGUUAAUCAAAAUUUAACUAAAGGUAGUCUCAAAGGUGCUUUUUCAGGAGGUAACUGGACUUUCUUGUUUUUCUUUGAAGACAUUUCGCUUCUCAUCCAAGAAGCUUCUUCAGCUCUAACUGGAUAGCGGGUAAUGGAAGGAUUUAUAUUCCUUGCAGAUAGCUGGUCAUUUGCAUUCUUUUAGAGAGUCGCUGAGGCCACUUGAAGGUUUAUCUAUGUCCUCAAGAUCACCUGAGAGGUGCAAGUGGAGCCUUCUUGGAACUGCUGAAAGGACUGUGUUGUAGAUGGAGAUAGAUGAUGUUGUAUCCCUCCCCCUCUGUUGAGAAAAGGCUGUUCAAUUUUGACGAUGUUGAAAAAGUGUCUUGGAUGAGAAGUGAAACGUCUUCAAAUAAAAACAAAGUUCAGUUGCCUCAUGAAAAAGCACCUUUGAGACAACCAUGACCUGGAUGACUGAGAAUCACCAUAGACAUUCACUUAACUAAAGGUAGUUAACAUCUUAGGUGUUCUCAGCCUCUAUAUACUGGAACAUCAUUCAGCUCUUCCAAUUUGUACGUCAAGAGUGUGCAUCCUUGAUAGCCCAUCAGCCAUGUUGGUCUUUGCACAGCACAUACUUCCAAAGUGGGUGGACCCAGGACCUAUUUUGGGAGAAGAUUCAGGGAACAUAAGGAAUAAUGCCAUGGGUGCUAUAAACAUCAUGGUUUAAUGUCCCCAAUGUAAAAGAAAAUUCAAGGACUUGGGCCCUCUUGCUCUACUGGGUCAUGAGGGUCACAGAAAGAAUAGUGAGAGCUAUAAUUUUUUUUUUGCUCCACUGAUGUGAGGGACAAAGGAGUUUGCAUGCUUAACAUGUGAGAUCAUAUGAACCAGUUGAUCCAUGACAGUUGUGGUCCAGAAGUUCCUCUGUUUAAAAUGAAAUAAGGCAAGUUCCACUGUAAGUAGAAAUAACAACAGGAUAUUGCAAAACUCUGUAGAAGCCCGGUGUCCUAAAUUGUUAUUAGACAUGAUGUCUUUCAGGUAAUUUCCCACAGAUAUAACCAUCAGGUAAAUUGGAACAAAGCAGAUUAACCCAGAGACUGGAAUGAAAGAAGAAAUCCCUACCUGUGGAUCAAAGAUGCCUUUAUGGAUUACAUUAUUGCACCAACAGAGAUGUGAUAUAGAAUUAGGAGAAGAGAUAUGCAGUGUCCUUUCUUACCAUUUUGGCUAUAUUGGAUCCAGUUUAUGGCUGUCUUAGUGGUUUUACUUUGCCACUUAUCUUUAUAAUACCCAUUCUAUGCUAGUGGUUGUCUUACCCAUAAACUAGUGAACAUUUUUUUAAAAAAAAUUCCAGAGUUCAGUAGUGGGGUUCUUUUAGGGCUUACUAAAAAUUGCUAGAUUUCAGCAGCUGAUAAUGACUGAAAUCUGCUCGGUCCAGAUCCUCUGUUGACCCCCAACUGGUUGGUGAAAUUAUUUUCAGCUAGAAAUUCUUGGACUGAGGCUAGAAUUAUUGUAUAAAACUACCCAGCCCAUAUGCUGAAUGAUAUAAUCUCAGGGAGAAAUCCUGAACUAUUUACAAUGAACGAGAGUUCUAUUUUUCACUUUGCUUUUGCUGUGAAUUAUAUUCCCCAAAAUGUUACUUGCACAGCUAUAUGGUCUUCCAAUGCUCAAAAUAAAUUAAUUUCUUUGUCUUAGCACUAUACGGAGAUUUCUCUCGCCCUCCCUAUCCUUUUCAGAAUGAAAAGCUUCCAAAGGAGACAGUGGGAGGUAUCAUGGCCCAAAUACUGAAUGAGCAGAAUGUCUGUGCAUGUUGGUUGUAACCCAUCUUCUAUUUGUGCAUUGCUGACAGUAAAAGUGCAACUGGUGGAUAUUGUUUACUCUGCAGUUCUCUGUACUGCAUCUUUGUAAAAGCAUGGUGAAGCAUGUCAGAACAAUCUUGUCCUCACGUGUGUGAGUGGAAAGCAAGAAAACCUACAUCAUGCAAAUUGGUACUCCAUUGAGUAAAGAUGCAAUGUUUGCAAGAGAAAGAUAUCUGACAUAAAAGUCAGCUUUUUAGAUGGGCAAAACUGCUGAAUCUCAGCCCCAUAGAUUAGCUCUAAGUUGUAAUGGAAACAGUGACGAUCUUUUUUUAGGCAAUCUUCUGAAGACAUGAAGUAAGGCUGUUGAACAUGCAGUCUUAUUGCCCAAAUCAAAAUAUCAUCUACUUACCUAACUCUUACAGCCACCCGGCAUGUUUUCACCUAUCUAUAUUUCUUUCUCCAUUCAUAGCUCUUUUUAUUUGCAUGGCAAUGACUUUUAUCUCUUUUAUGCUACAAUAUAUUCUAUGUUGAUUGUUUGAUGUAAUAUGGUUUCUAUUGG
Crotalus tigris (Tiger rattlesnake) is the source of this 7395-nucleotide messenger RNA. Its product is annotated as copine-5. Bases 1239 to 3005 code for a protein of 588 amino acids. Gene Ontology annotation, biological process: cellular response to calcium ion. Gene Ontology annotation, molecular function: calcium-dependent phospholipid binding. Gene Ontology annotation, cellular component: plasma membrane. The transcript has 21 exons. The record is from RefSeq and is a predicted model, not a curated record. NCBI's taxonomy places the organism in Eukaryota, Metazoa, Chordata, Lepidosauria, Squamata, Viperidae.